GGAUGUAACUUCUAAAAACAAGAAACCCAGCCCCAACCCUCUGACCUGCUUCGCUUCAGAGCCGCCUCCCUGCUCUUGGGCCCCGGGGGUCCAGGCGGGCUGCGCAGUAGGCAGAGCGCUGGCGCUGGCAGCAGAGAUCCUGAGUUUGAAUUGUGACCGUGCUACUUACUAGCUGGGUGAUCUCAGAGAGAAGAUGCCCGCAGUUCACGUCGAAGACCUGUCGGAGAAGGACAAGCUGAAGAUGGAGGUGGCGCAGCUCCGGAAGGAGGCGAAGCUGCAGAGGCAGCAGAAUGAAAUAACAUUAGGGAAGUGCUGUGGGCUUCCCUCUGCCCAUGGAGGUCUCCUGGGGACUGGCUGGGAAGGUUGGCCAGAGUGCCCUGCACAAGCGAAGUCUCCUCAUUCUGUUUCCAAGUGUUCCGAAGAAAUCAAGAAGUACAUCGAGGCGCGCUGUGGUGAAGACCCUCUGGUGAAGGGCAUCCCGGAAGACAAGAAUCCGUACAAGGAGAAAGCAGGCUGCACGAUCUCCUGAGCGGCUCCCCCCUCCCCCGCCCCGGCUGCCAGCCAAGGUCAAGGCCAAGGCCAAGGCCAAGGCGGCUCUGCCCAGACCUUAGGUUCCCCCGGACAUAGUCACAAGUGUGUGUUUCCUCGCGGCUUUGCAGGGAAACGCUAAAGCUCUGGCCCUAUGAUUCCGGCGGCUCCAGAAGCGGAUUCUGGAAGUCUUCCCGACCCUCGCCCCUGGGCUGCCGAAAGAGGCGCCGGCUCCGACAACGCUCUGCUGGGGAGCAGCCCCGCCCACGCCUCCAGUCCUCCUUUCCCUCAAUAAAGCUCUGUCCCCCCUUUUCA
Molecule: messenger RNA, 843 nt
Organism: Vombatus ursinus (common wombat)
Lineage: Eukaryota; Metazoa; Chordata; Mammalia; Diprotodontia; Vombatidae
Product: guanine nucleotide-binding protein G(I)/G(S)/G(O) subunit gamma-11-like
Exons: 4
Coding region: 194-529 (111 amino acids)
Biological process (GO): G protein-coupled receptor signaling pathway
Cellular component (GO): heterotrimeric G-protein complex
Molecular function (GO): G-protein beta-subunit binding
Source: RefSeq, a predicted model, not a curated record